This is a messenger RNA of Diachasma alloeum, 2465 nucleotides long. RefSeq lists its product as uncharacterized. The record is from RefSeq and is a predicted model, not a curated record. The transcript is spliced from 7 exons. Bases 98 to 2350 code for a protein of 750 amino acids. Lineage: Eukaryota; Metazoa; Arthropoda; Insecta; Hymenoptera; Braconidae.
CGAGCCCCCUCAUUAUAGUCAGUCUUGAUGAAUAGGUCUUUUAUGAUACACCGUCUCAAAUGAAAAAUAAUUGGAGGAGUUGUGAGACAUUUACAAGAUGAAUCGGGACAGUGAGGAGCAACGACCCAUUUCGCAAACUUUCUGCGGUGCGCUGCAGAAAGAGGCAAAUUGCAAGUGCCUGGUCCUCUCGGUCCUGAUUUACGGGUGUUUAGCUGCGGUCACGUGGUGCAGGUGUGCUAAUGUUACAAAGAUUGUCAUCAAUUUUUCUAAGAUUCCACUCAAGUCCACGAGGCACGUGUCACCCUGCGACGACGGCUACAUCUACAUUCCUAUGGCUUUUAUGGGCAUGCUGUACCUGGUUUAUCUUGUCGAGUGCUACCAUUCGCCCAUCAGACUCGAUUUGAAGCACGGCGAGAGUCAGGAUAACAUUUUAUCGAAAUUGGCGGGGCUGAGAUUGGUGCAGCCUACUAUCUGGUGGAAGGCAGUCUCUUAUCACUAUGUCAGGAGAAAACGACAGAUUACGAGAUAUAGGAACGGGGAUAAUUAUACAACGACUCAGGUUUACUACGAGCGUGUAAACACAAAUGCCGCGACAUCAUUCUACUUCUACGAUUACUGCGGUGUCAAGGACAUAAGCAAAGAGCUGACCAUGGACGCCAAGAUCCCGAUAACAAAGAUAACCCUGAGCAAGGGUUUCGCUUUCUCCAAUAUGCGAUCAGCAACCGAGUUCGAGGAGGCGAGAUCCCGCUUCUUUGCUGAGCAGGAACUGAGGGACGAUUACAUGGAAAUGCGAGAGGGUCUGGACCUUGGUUACAAUUUUAACGCUUCCACGACACUGGUGGCAGUUCUCGGGCGUCCCUGGUUCACAAAUUCCUACGUGUACUGGUGCCUCAGUGCCCUCCUCCUGAGCUGGCCCCUGCGAAUAAUCAUCGAGUGCAACACCCAGUACGCCGACUACCAAAUAACAAAAUUAUUCGGCGUCAAUUACGACACACCAACGAGCGGCGAGCCCAUCCACGCCUCCUCCAGCCAGUUGAGUGCACCAGGUUCCUACAUGCUGGCCCCCAGCUACAGCGAGGCCCUGCUGAUGGAGCCGGCUGGUCCCACCUCAUCGUCAUCAGAGCAAGCGAAUCCUGACUCUGGAGUACUCGUCCCCAGCUACUCAGAGGCUCUGCUCUACGAGCGUCCUCGCAAUCCCGAGGGAGUUCACGAGAUCGCCUGCUCUGUGGGGCGCAGCAUCACCAACGAGAGUCUCUUCGCUGUCCUCGAGCCACCGCCCUCCACCUGCAACUGCUCCUGUCAUCAAGCAAGACUCCCUGAUGAGCAGACUGAGUGCACCACCUUGAGGGGUCAAUCCACCACGGAAUUACGUAGCUGUGGUGUCUGCAGUGCCUCCAAUAAUCGUAUUGAUAGUUUAGAUAGUUCGCUGAUUACUAGGGAUAUUUCUGAGCCAAAUUUGAGGACGAAUUCUUGUGAUUUGCUGAGGGGGAAUAGUCUGCAGUUUUUGAGGGUCAAUGGGAGAAGUUUGGAGAAUAUUUUGGAGAGUGAGGAGGGAUCGGUUGGUGUUCCUGCGGCUGGGGGGAGGGGGGCUAUUCCCAAGAGGAGGGGGGUGACUGAUGGGGGGAGGGCUGGGGGCAGUGGGGUGACCAUCGCCAGGACUGAGGGGGGCGUCGGGGGGAAGGUCAUGCCCGAGUCGAAGACGUACUUCUGUCUCAAGUCGAUACUCAAACAAAAUAGGAGGAGGUACACGCUGGUUACUACUGAGGAGUUCAGGAAUCUUGUGGCUGGCGGGGAGAAGGGCGAGGAGGGCAGACUUGUUUUUAUGAGGGAGAACUGCCUCAGGGGCGGAGGGGGGAGUGCAGAGGGGCGCAGGGAGAAUCCUAAUAGAACUUUGAUAUUUGCAAGUCCAAUUCACGAGGUUUGCAGACCAAACGAUCCGUUUGCGGGUACCCACAGGCACAGAGACCGCGAAGCAAUGAAUUCACCCCCGGCCGCCAUAAAAAAGCUCGGCAGAUCUCUGACUGUCCUAGCGGAGUGUGAGCCAGCCUCUCAGAUUCCAUGCCAUCGUCGCAGAAGCAAGAGAUUCGUGCAUCAACGCACCAUGAGCAUAGAGCCCGAGUACCUGCAGUUCUUCACAGCAUCAGGGGAUAAUAAUAAGACUCAGCAGACUGGAAGUACCACACGUUGCUUUGUAGCAGCAGCCCCACCCCCCGGCUUGACCCGUUCUCUUACCGAGAGAAGAUCAAAGCCAAGUCGACACGACCGAACAUUGAGGCGAAGCUUCACGGACGAGAGAACUGAAUUCGGACCCCCCAGACGGAUGAAUCUUAAUAUGGAGACAUCGUUGUAACGAUACGUGCAAUGAGUCUUCUUGUAAACAUAAUUGAAGCAACGAAAUUCGCAGGGAAGUGGUGAAAACACGAUUUUAUUAUUUAUUUAGUUUCAUUUUUCCAUAUUUUCUAAGU